Engraulis encrasicolus (European anchovy) is the source of this 3965-nucleotide messenger RNA. Its product is annotated as ERBB receptor feedback inhibitor 1. The record is from RefSeq and is a predicted model, not a curated record. Gene Ontology annotation, biological process: regulation of keratinocyte differentiation; negative regulation of epidermal growth factor receptor signaling pathway. NCBI's taxonomy places the organism in Eukaryota, Metazoa, Chordata, Actinopteri, Clupeiformes, Engraulidae. The transcript has 4 exons. The coding region runs from base 431 to 1816 and encodes 461 amino acids.
CAAAUUGUUAGCAGACCUAGAGGGCUAGUACGUGCAGCGCCGAACAGAGAUGACGCCGAGAUGUGUUACAUUCGUGGUGUCUUUAAGACCACGGGUGGAGCUACGUCAGAGGGCCAGUACUUAUAAAAGCUCUCGGAAACUUCACAGACAGAAAGAAUGGAGCUGAAAUAAAUGCCUUUAAACGGACUAUAACGCGAAGACCGUCGGCAGCUUUCCAAGAAUAUCUGCCAGGACAACAUUUCUACCAACGAUUCGUAAGGAAAAGGCUUCCCAUUUCCAGAUGUUUUCGAACUGGUUGCCCAGAGUCUGUCUGUGGUGAUUAGGAGAAAGUGGUGGACGGUGUUUCGGCUGGCUGCCUCGCCACUCGUAUGAUGGUGGAUUUGAAGAAUACUGUCUUCUUUUUGUUGCGAGUUUGAGACACCACUGAUACAUGGAGGUGUGUUGGAGCAUGGCCACAGCCAAACCAUUCUGGGAUCCCCAUGAAACAAACGAUUUGUACUUUUGCCUUGAUGCCGAAACCAUGGAGCAGAAUUUCAGAGCGCAGUACAGAGACUCCUCUAUGGGAUUUGAGGAAGCCUCCAUGUUAGGCCACGCCGAGGGUGACCAGGUGGUCCCCUCCUUCAAGAGACUCUCAGUAUACGAGCAACAACAACACCACCACCACAUUCCCCCGCACGGUCACGGUCACCGCUCCUCCAAGCGAGCCCCCAAGCCUCUGCCCCCUCUCCCGGACCCCUCGGACCUCUCCUCGGAUGAGGCGGUCGACAGCGAGGUGGAGUUCUUCACCACCAGCAUGGAGGACGAUCGGCAGCGGCUGAUACCCGAGCACCACAGCGGAAACAGCAGCUCCAAAGCAGCCCUGUCCUUCCGCUACGGUGUGCCCGGUCGGCGCAGCUUCCGGGGCUGCGGCCAGACCAACUACGCCUACUUCGAAGGGGGUGCCGCCGCCGCCAAGGGAUCUUGCCUCAGUGCCCAGGGACAAGAGAAACUGUACGGGCACGGACAUGGGCACGGGCACGGGCAUGCUCACGCUCAUGGGCACGGGCACAAGCGGGAGCAGAGGGAGCCGCCAAUGCUGGUGCCCAGAGAGUGUGCCAGCCGCCAGCCGGACCGACCGCAGCGCCGGUUACGCCGCACGCACUCGGGUCCCGCGGGCUCCUUCAAAACGGCCGGCCUGCGCCUGUUUGGUCACGGCGCCUCGUCCUCUUCAGCAGCAGCAUCAGCAGCUGCCAAUAACAAUGCCAACAACAGCAGCAGCAACAGCAGUGGGGCCACGAAGCAGGACAAGCCCGAGGUGCCCCCGCGCGUCCCCAUCCCCCCCCUCCCCGCCAAAAGCGCCGAGCUGCGGCAGCGCUGGUCCACGAUGGUCCCCUCGCCGCCCCCCCACGACGAUGACGGUGCCGACACCGACGGGGGGGACAAACCCCCUGAGAUCCCCCCGCGGGAGCCCAUCCCCCAGUGCCACGUCCCCCGGCCCUACAGCCCCAAGAGCCUGCCCAUCUACGUCAACGGGGUGAUGCCGCCCACGCAGAGCUUCGCCCCCAACCCCAAGUACGUGAGCAAGGCUCCCCAGCAGCACAGGACUGCAUUGCACGAGCCACACUGCACCAGCCCUACUGCCUCGGGUCCGGCUCCGGGUGCGGGCUCAGGCCCAGGUGCGGGUCACAACCCCUGCAUCCUGCCCAUCAUGGAAGAUGGCAAGAAGGCCAGCGCCACCCACUAUUUCCUGCUGCCCCACCGGCCCGCUUACCUGGACCGCUACGCCCGCUUCUUCAGGGAGAGGGACUGCGAGACGGACGAGGGCGCGUGUAGUUGAGAACUGAGAGAUUAUUUUGGAGACUGGACUCAGUAUUAGAUUGUAGGACUGGAGCUCAGCACACACACAAUAGCGCACACCGAGAAUGCACACACGUGCACGCACGCAGACACACACACACACACACACACACACACACACACACACACACACACACACACACACACACACACACACACACACACACACACACACAAACGCACACACACACACACACACACACCUUAUCCGUCCACUUGAUGUUCGUAGAAAAAUGACAGGGAGCUCUUGAGAAACAUUACUAUUAUUGUACCAACUCUUUUUCAGCUCCGUACAGACCUGUACUACUUAAGUUUAUUUACUGAACAAAACUGACAUCACUUUUGCUGGAAUUUAUUUGGCCUAUACUUUUUUUUCAACCCCUUUUUUGAAGUAUCAUCGGCCAGUGUCACAUCUUCAUUUUUUUAACCUUACCCUUACUGCAAUAUCAUGAUAAGUAUUAGAUUUAUGCUUCACGUUGUAUUCAGUUUUUUUGUAUUGUACUGUUUUAAGAUGUCAGUUAAGUGUUUACUAGGUGCGUGCAUGUGUGUGUGUGAAAAAACUGGUAUGAGCUGGUCUUUUACCAAAACGUUGUCACUGUUGUCCACCAGACUGCUACACAAAACAAGUAUUUAAGUAUGGUGCUUUGUUUGUCAGUAGUACACAGUAUUUUGUGUAAGUUGCGUAAUGCAGUUGUACAAAAACCUCUGUGCCUGCCUACCGCUUUUCAUGGUGGGAUUAUCAAGGUAAACACCGUGAGCCAUGACGAAGGUGUUCAUCUGUUGUAUAGUACAUUAGUAGCAGGGCGAUAAAUUAACUUUUGUCAUCACUAGUCAAAUUUGGCUGCUAGAUAUUAAUCAUAGUAGCCAAACAUACACUCACUCUGUCAGUCAAGUCAAGUGGCUGGUAAGUUUUCUUUAUUACGAGCCAAACUGAGUGUUCAUCAGCAUUUGGCUGGUUGGUUGGCACUGGCAGGUGUUAAUUUAGAGCCCUGAUUAUUAUUAUUACUUAUCACUACUGAUCCUGAAAUAUGCACUUGGAAGUGGAUAUGCUUAUAUGCGUCUGUGUUUUAGGUAGAGUGUUACUUUUUUAAGUUGUCCAUUGUCAAAAUGUAUGCUCCCCAUUCAAAAAUGUGAUAUUGAAUUAAAUUAAAUUAUGAUCUAAUUAUAAUUAAUAAAUUAAAUUAAUUCAUUAAUUAUAAUUAAUUUAAUGAAAUUUACUGAUCUGACUUAAGUACAGUAAGUUUUACAGCCAAACGUACAUUACUGGAGAAGACACACCUUUUCAUGUAUGAAAAGUCACAUUUUCUCGGUCAUAAUGAAUACUUAGAAAUUGAUGGUGGUAAAUAUUCAUGAAAAACACAACAUUUGUGAAAGGGCAGCAAAACAGUAACAUACUCUAUCUUUAAGGUACAUAAUUGUUUUGUUUUCUUUUGCAUAUUUAUAAUGUCAGGCAAAUGUCAAGUGCACACAAAGUUGCUUUUGCAAGUCAUGCAAGUUGCAUAAUUUGUUGUUUGUCUGGAUGUCCUUUUCUAUGUACUGCAGGUUAAUGGUUGACUGCUACAAACAUUCUGUUUUGUAAAUGCGUGUGUGAAGUAUAAUGUAUGUCUUAGUGCACGAAUGCGUGGGAGUGGGGCAGGGCUUGGAGUAGUGGACUGACGAAUAAUCUGAGUUAGUUCCAAUAGUGACUGCAUUAUACUUAACUACCUUAAAAUCUGUGCUGCCGAAAGCUGUUUGUGGAAAGAAACGACCAUUUUGCCUUCUUAAUGUGACUCAUGAACUUUCAUGUUCCUUGAUGUGUCUGCAUUGGGCGUUUCAGGGCCCAACUGAAGAAGACUUACUAGUUGUAUAGUAUUUUUCUCCCCAUAUCUGGUUAGAUUUUUAUCAACUUUCUACAAAAAUAAGAUAAUAUAUUCUAGACAUUUGCUAUUCCUAUUUUGUUUUAUUUUAUUUUUGAGGUUUCAGCUGUUUACAUCAGUCCUAAUAAUAUUUGUGUCUGUCCACACAGUGAAGUCUUCUUACAUCUUAAAUGAAGGAGUGUGUGUUUGUAAGAGCGUUUCAUGUCUGCACAUACAUGUACUAUUACCCCUUCUGUUCGGGGAAUGUUGUAAAACAUUAUUAUCCAUGAUCUA